AAUGGCUUUAUUAUAUUCCUGCAUCUUAUGGUUUAUGGUCGGACGAAUCCAUUCCACACACGCAUAUGCAGGACAGGGUUUCUCAGCCUUUUUUCAUGGUAUGGACCCUCACCAUUAACCCAGAUUCCAGGCUGGGAACCCCUGAUGCAGGGGCAUGUUCUACCAACAGAUUUUUUUGAGGGAUAUUAGGAAUUUAAACCAAAAUAUUUCUUAAAGUUCAUAUGCAGAUUCCUGUAAACAACAUGUUUUAAGGUAAUACUGUUUGCACAGAAGAUUCUUCUUGUUCGUAAAGUUUUGCUCUUACUACAUCUGCAAUAAUCAAACUCCGCCUCCGUUGAGCGAGAAGUGAAAUCUGGUUGACAUGGAGACUUAUCACAUGAUAAGGAAUCAUAUGAUAUAUGCUGUAAAACGACUGUCAGCGCAGUUACAGUGUAGAUGCCAACAUAAAGAAUUGUCCGUAGUGUGACAAGGAGACAUUUCGUUCACGAGCGAAACUGACAUCAGGCAAGCGGGACGCCAGCUUUUACAGAAUAUGAAGUUCCCCGGACAAAGUCUUCUUAUCGUCUUUUCAGUCGAUUGGAGACAUUUUAGUGCGGUGGAGCUGAGGUAAGGCAAAGAUGAGGAUUUUGACCCCCCGCCCACCCCAGAUCACCCCAAACCCCAACCUGGUCUGGUCCUCGGUCAGAUCAGCACACUGACAGUUGCUCUUUCACUUCCAUCCGGUCCUACCCUGUUCACUUCGACUGGUGUCGAUGUCCGUAUCACCAGUGCUCCGGAGGGAAGUAGCAUCGCAACUCAGUCUCCUGUGACCACCGUUUCCUCACCUUCGAACUGCACGGGCUUGAACACCUCCAGCUGUGUCAUGUGUUCUCCUGGUCACUUUCCCAAUAAUGCAAUCUUAAACUGCUCCUGCUGCCCAGGUGGAUCCUGUCUUGCUCCAGAGAAUUGUCUGAUGUGCCCUCAAGGUUACUACCAGCCUCAAGCUGGACAUGACGCAUGCCUGCCUUGCUCAAAAGGUACCUACACAAAUUCUACAGGGAGCACGGAAUGUCAAUCCUGUGAACCUGGACUCUAUGCCAAUGAAACUGGUUCAAAAAUCUGCCGAGACUGCCUCCCAGGUUACUUCUCUGAGAUGAAUGCAAGUGUCUGCCAGUCUUGCGCUCGAGGGUUGUUUUGCAACACAACUCGCUGCACUGAGUGCACGAUGUGCCCAGGUGGGAAGGAAACCCUGUCAACAGCAGCUACCGAAUGUACAGGCUGCCAACCAGGAAUGUACAAGCCUCCAAAUGAGCUGCUCUGUAGAAUGUGUCAAGAUGGAUAUUACCAGAUAAAGAUGGGUCAGGAGAGCUGUAACCUGUGUCCUGAACAGCACUAUUGCCCGAGUCCUGAUGUGAUUCCAGUUCUCUGCCCAAAAAAUGCAUUUUGUCCACCUGGAAGCAUUGCCCCACAGUACUGCAUGGAAACGUUCUUCUUCAAGUCGGGAGAUCACUGUGUGCUCACACCACUGACCAUAAUCCUGCUUGUGAUCUUUGCUAUCUUCAUUUUGCUGGUGAUUAUUGUACUAAUUGUACGUCGCAGAAAGGAAGUCAGACGAAGGGACCCAGUCCGAUCUCCAUUACUGAGCAAUGAGCCUAUCCCUGGCCAAGAUGCUCGGCUGUCUUAUGGGAGCUCCUGGGAUUCAGAACCAGUGUAUGCAGGAUGGUAACAUUCCUUUCCAUACUAAGGAUUUGGGGUCCUGGGCCUGUAAAACACUUUGCGCAAUUCUAAGCAACAAAAAAAAAUUGUACAUUUGAAUGCCACCUGUAUCAUCUCGCUUGGAAGCCAAUUUGUGAAACCACACUUGCCCAUUUCAGGGUUGUGGUGAAUUGUAGAUCACAACCAGCCUUUUAUCUAUCAGGCCUUGUUUUCUCCUAGAGAGAGAAUGGAAUUUAUUGGUGUGGAGGUGUGAUCAAAUGGUCUAGUUUGUUGUAUCCUUUUUGAGAUGAUGCUACUUUGACAAAUUGAUGAAAUGCAUCUGGUUUUGUUUGUCCUGGAAAUUUGCUUUUAACCAGAAAUUCUUUCUUUGCAUCACUGGAUUGCCUCAAAUUCACUCAGUCACCAUUGCAUUUACUCAAGGAAUUGCACUUGCACUAAACAAGCUGAGAUACAAAGAUCAAGAUGGACAGUAUUGAGGAUUAACUUUUGCACUUUUUAUGUAUUGUAUUGCCUUUUUGGCAGUAGAAUUACUUUCAUUUAUGAAAUAAUCUGAUGAUUGCACCUUAACCACACUUUAUAAGUCUGGCCUUUUGAAAGAUGCUAUUUUAUUUUGGAGAGUGUGUUGGAAACAGCUCAUUAUCUUUGUGUGCCACCAUGCAACCUAAGGCAGUGAAGUCUGGAAAUUUCAUCUCUUAUUACCGAGUACAGAGUUAACUGUCUAAAUUUGCUGUUUUUUUAAAAAAUGUCCUUGUGAUUGUUUUGUGUAUGAAUAUUGUUUUGGAGUGUUUAGAUGUAGGUACUUUUGCAGUAAGACAGGCCAAUAUUGAGCAGAAAAUUUGUGAAUUUACCUUCUGCAAAGUUAAUUUAAAAUGCCAUCACUUACCUGCACUUAGAAACGUCCAAGGUACCUUGUUUCAGCUGCUGUGGUUCCCAACUGGUUUGUUGAUCUGGGUGUAGAAAGGUUAGAAUGGACCAAAAAUAAAUUGGCACCUGUUGUUAUUUGGAGAGCUUUGUUAAUAAACAAAGCAUUAAGUAGAAUUCGAUUGAACAACUAGAGGCAACUACUUUAAAAUUAUCUCCUAAUUGAAUUAAUGUUCAUGGAAUAAAUUUGUAUUUUUGCUGGGUAAAAUUUAAGUUUAAGCAUUUUAAUACACAACAUUCAACCAUCAUACCCUGAACACCUGGAUUGUCACUUUAAAAUUUGUAUGUGUAAUGUUAUUCUCCAUAAGUCAUUGCAUUCUACACAUGGGCAAUGUUAGUCUAAGACACUAUAUUCUUACAGAUAUAGAUAUAUUUUAUGUAGAGAUAUGACUUCUGGAUUAUUUUUAACAGUAUGAAAUAGUACAUGGAAAGCAAACAUGAUAUUUUGGGGGAACAUUUGUAUAUUUAAAAACACAACCAAACCUUCAGCAUCCUAAAUGACCUCACUUACUGCUUAAAGAAAAAAUAGCAUUGAAAUAAAGUGGUAUGCUGAACUGUGAUUAUUUUUUAAACGUUGGACUCUUUUUUUUCUAAGGUGUUCUUUAGUAUUCUGUGAUAAAAUGUGGUUGUUUUGAACUGUAAUAACUUUUUAAAAUAAAUAAAACAAAUUAAC
Hypanus sabinus (Atlantic stingray) is the source of this 3289-nucleotide messenger RNA. RefSeq names its product multiple epidermal growth factor-like domains protein 6. Bases 863 to 1705 code for a protein of 280 amino acids. The transcript is spliced from 10 exons. The record is from RefSeq and is a predicted model, not a curated record. NCBI's taxonomy places the organism in Eukaryota, Metazoa, Chordata, Chondrichthyes, Myliobatiformes, Dasyatidae.